AUGGCUUCUCUUUCACAUCCACUGGAGAUUAACAUUAAAGGAGGUUGUUCUAUCAAACAACCUUCGGUUACACCACAAGCAGCAACAACAAAAUCGAUAUCUUCAAUCACAUUAUUGUCAAAAAAGCGAUCAAGAAAUUUUGAAAAUUUCGAUAAAUCAACUUUUGAUAAGGAUUAUGAAACCUCUAUUUCUAACAGUGUUGAAAAAUCUAUUAUGACUACAACAUCAACAUCAAAGAAAAAUGAAAAACGUGUUAGUGAAUCUAAAUCGGAGACUAAAGUUGAAAAGGUAUUAAAUAUGCGUGUAAGGGAGAGGUCUACACUUGUUUCUUGGUUGAUAAGGAAUCAUGUUUUAUCUCAGGGGACUAAAGUAUCUUGUCGUGGUAGAAAUAAUAUUGUCAAAAGAGGGCGUUUAUCUUAUGAUGGUAUAGUUUGCGAUUGUUGUCAAGUUAUUUUUUCUAUCACUAAAUUUGAGGCUCAUGCUGAUUGUACAAGACAUAGACCAUCCACUAGUAUUUUGUUGGAAGAUGGAAGAUCAUUGUUAAAAUGUCAAAGGGAUGCUUUGAAUUCGCGUGAUCAAAAUAAAGAUCAUUUUGUUGUUGAAGAAAAUAACGACAGUGUUUGUUUAGUUUGUGGUCUUGGAGGUAACAUAAUUCUAUGUGAUCGAUGCCCUUCUUCGUUUCACCUUUGUUGCUUAGGACUCGAUCAAGUUCCCGAAAAUGAUUGGUUCUGUCCAAGUUGUUGUUGCAAAGUAUGUCGACGACCCAAAUGCAAACAAGAAUGUAAAGAUCACAUGGAUAAUAUUGUUCUUGUUUGUGCUCAAUGUGAGAAAAAGUAUCACUUUGGAUGUUUAAAGUUUAUAAACUUUGGAUUAUGGUAUGUGGAGAGUAAUAAGAAAAAGAAGGAUUGGUUUUGUAGUUUAGUUUGUGGAAACAUAUUCUUAGACCUAAUGAAGUUGUUAGGGAAACCAAUUGAGGUUGCGGACAACAUAACUUGGACAUUAGAGAAAAAUGUGAGUAGUGUUAUAAAUGAUGAUGGUCAAGAUUUUUCCUCUAAUAAGUUUAGUCAAAAGAAGAGUAAGUUGAAUGCGGCUCUUGGUUUAUUGUAUGCGAGUUUUAACCCAAUUAUUGAUGUUUUAUCAGGAAGAGACUUAAUUAAAGAUUUGAUUUUUAGUAGAGAAUCAAAAAACAAACGCUUGAAUUUUUCUGGGUUCUUUACCGUGAUUUUAAAGAAAAAUUGUGAGGUGAUUUCGGUGGCAACUAUAAGGAUUUACGGUCAAAAUGUUGCGGAGAUAGUUUUCGUGGCCACCAAGAAACGAUAUCGAGGACGUGGAAUGUGUCGUUUGUUACUGAAUGAGCUUGAGAAACAAUUGGUUGCCUUAGGUGUUGGGAGCUUGAUUUUGCAUUCCUCUGAGGAUGCAAUAAAUACUUGGACAAAAUCGUUUGGUUUUGUUAGAAUAACUCCUAAAGAUAAAAGUCAAUUUAUCGAUCAUACUUUUUUAGAAUUUGAGAACACUAUCAUGUGUCUUAAAUCUUUGAAAUGA
Messenger RNA from Vicia faba (fava bean), 1542 nucleotides. The record is from the annotation of a GenBank genome assembly. Lineage: Eukaryota; Viridiplantae; Streptophyta; Magnoliopsida; Fabales; Fabaceae.